UAUUUAUUUAGGUAAAAGAUGUGAAUACUUCCUCCACCACUUUAUGGAAAUAGAAAAAAAAAGAAACUGUAAAUAUUAUUAUUCAUAGUUUCAGUUAAAACAAUCUCUCCUGUGGUCCUUUCGACGUAAACUAGGGAUAAUAUUUUUUAUAGUUUGCUUGUAGAGAACCCGGAGGAGGUUGUUUUGUGGUUCACCGAAUAGAGGUGGCAUUCAUGUGUCGAAAGUGCGAAUCGGAAAUUCAGCCUGUGUACAACUGCGUGUGUGUCCUAGACUCAGUGCUGAUUCUCUGAUUUUCCAAACUGGGAAUUCUUCAGCAGAAAUGACCGUGGAACUGACCGGAGACCAGCUUAAAAUGGCUGAGAUGCAGCUAAAGAGAUAUUUACCUAGGUCACAACAGGUAUAUGGAUAUCUGGUCCACAUAAACCGGGUCAGUUCAGACCCUGUGAGGGUCUUAGUGGACAGAUGGCCAGAGUUCAGUGUUGUUGUCUGUAAACCACAAUGUGAACAGAGGGGGGAUAUCUUCAAAGACAUUCUGAUUUUUGCAAAUGAUGAAGCUAUUCUAGAGGAAACCAUCAGGAAGUCCCCUUUUUUUGAUUGGACCCAGUACAUGUGUGUUGGAAUCAACAGUCGCCAUAUGGAGAUAUUCACAGCACUUGCAUCAGAAAAACACGUGUCCUACCACAGACUGGCAGUGUGUCACAAGAUGAUACUGGAGGAUAUAUCCAACCUUCCCUCCAUAGACAGCUCGGGGUUCUCAUUAAGCUCUCUUGAUGAAUCACACACUGGCUUGGUGUGUCAGAUGUGGAAGUUUGCAAAGAACGACGGUGCUGUCAGGAUGAUCCGGAACAUGCUCGCUAACUUCCCGUCCUACUGCGUGCUGGACACAGAGGGAAAGCCUGUGUCCUGGAUCCUGAUCUACGCGUCAUGUUCGAUGGGCAUGUUGUACACUCUGCCAGAGCACAGAGGGAAAGGCUACGCCAAAGUCCUGGUCAGCACUAUGGCCAAGAAACGCCACGCUGAUGGCUACCCAGUGUUCUGCUUCAUAGAGGAGGAGAACAAGGUUUCCUACAGGCUCUUUAAAAGCCUGGGCUUCACUGAGGACCCCUCAUACAGGGAGGCCUGGUGUGGAUUUAAUGAUUUUUAA
Messenger RNA from Epinephelus fuscoguttatus (brown-marbled grouper), 1144 nucleotides. RefSeq lists its product as uncharacterized. Gene Ontology annotation, molecular function: glycine N-acyltransferase activity. Gene Ontology annotation, cellular component: mitochondrion. Lineage: Eukaryota; Metazoa; Chordata; Actinopteri; Perciformes; Serranidae. The record is from RefSeq and is a predicted model, not a curated record. The coding region runs from base 320 to 1144 and encodes 274 amino acids. The transcript is spliced from 5 exons.